Molecule: messenger RNA, 1968 nt
Organism: Anopheles arabiensis
Lineage: Eukaryota; Metazoa; Arthropoda; Insecta; Diptera; Culicidae
Product: translin-associated protein X-like
Exons: 2
Coding region: 155-1108 (317 amino acids)
Cellular component (GO): cytoplasm; nucleus
Molecular function (GO): RNA binding; RNA endonuclease activity; sequence-specific DNA binding
Source: RefSeq, a predicted model, not a curated record
UAUGCGUCGCAUUCGCUUCAGUUCAUCAUAGAUCGUCCAUUCGCCGGGAAAAUAACACGGCGUCGAACGUUGUUUUUGCGGAAAAUUGCGGAUUGCCGAAAUUCAUUCACAUUUAGCUAUUCUAUCAUUCUGCGCGAAAAGUUCGGAUCCCGAAAUGAGUGGAUAUCGCGGAAAUAAACGCCAACAUUAUGGCAAAGGCAGUGCUCGGCGCGGAAGAGAUCACGAAAAUGUGGCAGUGGAUGAAAAUAAUCCGAUCAUACAGUGUUUUCGCGAAUAUGCUACAAUACUAGACGCGAAGCACGACAAAUACGAACGCAUCGUGAAAAUCAGCCGGGAUAUAACGAUCGAAUCCAAGCGAAUUAUCUUUCUCCUGCAUACCAUCGAUCCUAGGAAAAAUAAUUUGCAAAAAGUUUGCAACGAAGCGAAGGAUCGACUGGAAGCUAUUUUUCGCAAUCAUUUUGUUAACAUAGCAAAAGAGCUUAAGGACCAGGAUCCUUACCAGUAUACACGAGCCUACACCAAUGGAAUGCAAGAAUUUAUUGAGGCUUACACAUUUUAUGAAUAUUCUUGCGGAAUGGAUAUAUCGCAUUGGGACGCAAUUCAGAAGAAGCUGACUUAUUCAUCGGACCAAAACGUCGAUUCACCAAGCAAUGCUAGAAGCAUUACAGAAAAACCCCUUAAUGAGCCAACCGAUACCGAACCUGACGAGCAAAAGAGGUCGAAUGAAACCACUGGAGAAACAAUGAAGCUGACUUGCUUACUUCAUCCCCAAGACUUUGUACUUGGUCUGGGUGAUCUUAGCGGCGAGAUAAUGCGAACGUGCAUUAAUUCUCUUGGAUCUGGAAAUUCGGAGAGCUGUUUUCUGCAUUGUCGUUUUAUGCAGGAGCUAUACAAAGGAUUCCUAAGCGUGACGUCCAUACGGAGCAGGGAUUUUUCUCAUAAGAUGAUGACUUUACGGCAAAGUUUGCUCAAAAGUGAGAACGUUUGCUAUAAUGUGACGGUACGAGGAGGUGAAGCGGCCAAAUGGGGAACUACAGAUGAAACAUCGGGAGCCAUGUUCCAGCUGCAGCCUUCAAAGGACGACGACGAUGAGGGGGUAUACUUUUGAUCUGCUGCUCGUGGGUCCUGAUUUCAGUAUAAGGUAGGGAGAUCAAUUUGAUCCUAAGCUUUGAUGAAGUUAGUAAAUUAGUUCUAAGAGAUUAUAUGAAGUUACAUUUCGUAUCUGCUGCGUGAAUGACAGGAAAUGAAAGAGAUGAAGUUUACAUAUUCAGAAUUUCUUGACAAAUUAGAAACAUCUUGCGUUUUUCGGCAAAUUCUACUUUCCAUGGUAGCAUAAUGUACUUAUGAGAUUAUUCCAGCAAAUAGUUUGUGUUUGGUUUCAUCCAAGGGCAUUUUCAAAAUCCGUUUUCAAAUAAUAUUUUAGGUUGUGUUUUACUAGAUUUUUACACUGAAGCCGUUUGAAAAUUUUUGAUGUAAACUAAAAUUUAAAUUUUAAUGAAAUUUGCUUUCCGCUCAAAUUGUGUAUUUUUUCGCAGGCGGUUAGAGUGUGUAGUUAUUCCGUUCCUUUGAGUAUCACUGAAAUCGUUAUUGCACUAAGUUAAACUGUUUUUUUUUUUAUAAAUGUCGAUUCUUUUGUCGCUUGUGUGCUGAGUUUGACCUGCUUGACCUGAUUGCUAGAUAGUUUAAUCCACUUUAAAUGAUCAUAUUAGGGUAGUUAAGGCAGAAAAAUCAUAAAAUACCCUAACAGCUUUCCAGACUAACACUAACAUGUUUUCAUACAUUUUCAGGCGAUGGUUAAACUUUAUUGAUUUAUAAGAAAAAUGUCUUUGUGGGAUGGAUCGAUGGUUAUUUAAUGGAUGAUUACAAUUCUGGAACGCUACGCUACUGUAUUCUUUCAGAAUUGUAAAAAAAUCUUUGCACCUUAUUCUGCCGCUUAAAUAACAAAAUAUAUAGAGGUAUUUCUGGUAA